GAGAGAGAAGGCCAGAGAAAGAACAAGAGGGCAUUGAGGGUUUUGAGGAGCCCGAUGCCUUGAUGCAAGAACCCAUUCAUCGUCCACCUCUUCCUGCAACAACCGAGCAGGCAAGCGGCAGGACACAAGCAAACACCUUACUUUGAGGGUUUUGAGGAAGAGAGAGAAGCAGGGGAGAGAGAGAGAGUCUGAGAGGGAGAGAGAGCUCCUCCUCCUUCCUCCACACAGCUAGCAUUGAAUCCAUUCCAUCUCCAUUGAGAUCAUCGCCACUCCCGGGGCAGCAAGCAAGCCCUUGCUUGGUGCAUUGUGCACUGCCCGAGCCCCAAACACCGCGCAGUUUUUCAUGCGGCUGCCGUUGCCAUUGCCAUCGCCAAGCCCCAUGCGCCGCCGCCACCUCCUCCUCCCCCUUCCCCUCCUCUUACUCCACCUCCUCCUCGCCGCCUCUUCCCCCUCCGCUGCUGCCGCGGGCUCGUCAGAGGUCGCCUUCCUGACGUCCUGGCUGAACACCACGGCGGCGCGGCCGCCCGACUGGUCGCCGGCCGCGGCGUCCCCGUGCAACUGGUCCCACAUCUCCUGCGACGGCGCCGGCGCCGGAGGGGGCGUCACGUCCGUGUCCUUCCAGUCCGAGCACCUCGCUGUCACCGUCCCGGCGGGCCUCUGCGCCGCGCUUCCCGGGCUCGUGUCGUUCGUGGUCUCUGAUGCCAACCUGACCGGCGGCGUCCCUGACAACCUAUGGCGGUGCCGCCGCCUCGCCGUGCUUGAUAUCAGUGGCAACGCGCUCACCGGCCCCAUCCCGCCGUCGCUCGGCAACGCCACGGCGAUGGAGACGCUGGCGCUCAACUCCAACCAGCUGUCAGGCCCCAUCCCUCCGGAGCUCGCCGGCCUCGCGCCGACGCUCAAGAACCUCCACCUGUUCGACAACCGCCUCUCCGGCGAGCUCCCGCCUUCGCUCGGCGAGCUGCGGCUGCUCGAGUCGCUGCGCGCCGGCGGCAACCACGACCUGGCGGGGCCGAUACCGGACUCCUUCUCCAAGCUCUCCAACCUCGUCGUGCUCGGCCUCGCCGACACCAAGAUCUCCGGCCCGCUCCCGGCGUCGCUCGGACAGCUCCAGAGCCUCGAGACGCUGUCCAUCUACACCACGGCGCUCUCCGGCGCCAUCCCGCCGGAGCUCGGCAACUGCUCCAACCUCACCAACAUCUACCUCUACGAGAACUCGCUCUCCGGCCCGCUGCCGCCGUCGCUCGGUGCCCUGCCGCAGCUGCAGAAGCUGCUGCUCUGGCAGAACGCGCUCACCGGCCCCAUCCCGGAGUCCUUCGGCAACCUCACGUCGUUGGUGUCACUCGACCUCUCCAUCAACUCCAUCUCCGGCACCAUUCCGGCGUCGCUCGGCCGGCUGCCGGAGCUGCAGGAUCUGAUGCUCAGCGACAACAACAUCACCGGCACCAUCCCGCCGUCGCUCGCCAACGCCACGUCGCUGGUGCAGCUGCAGGUCGACACCAACGAGAUCUCCGGCCUCAUCCCGCCCGAGCUCGGCCGCCUCUCCGGGCUGCAGGUGUUCUUCGCGUGGCAGAACCAGCUCGAGGGCGCCAUCCCGGCGACGCUCGCGUCCCUUGCCAACCUCCAGGCGCUCGACCUCUCACACAACCACCUCACCGGCAUCAUACCGCCGGGGCUCUUCCUGCUCCGCAACCUCACCAAGCUGCUCCUCCUCUCCAACGACCUCUCCGGGCCGCUGCCGCCGGAGGUCGGCAAGGCGGCCAGCCUCGUACGGCUGCGGCUCGGCGGCAACCGCAUUGCGGGGUCGAUACCCGUGUCCGUGUCGGGCAUGAAGAGCAUAAACUUCCUCGACCUCGGAAGCAACCGGCUCGCCGGGCCGGUGCCGGCCGAGCUCGGCAACUGCUCGCAGCUCCAGAUGCUUGACCUGAGCAACAACUCGCUCUCCGGGCAACUGCCAGAGUCGCUCGCCGCGGUGCACGGCCUGCAGGAGCUCGACGUCUCGCACAACCGGCUCACCGGCGCCGUGCCAGGCGCGUUCGGGAACCUAGAGACUUUGAGCAGGCUGGUGCUCUGCGGCAACUCGCUGUCCGGGCCGAUACCACCGGUGCUCGGGCAGUGCCGCAACCUCGAGCUCCUGGACCUGAGCGACAACGACCUCACUGGAAACAUCCCCGACGAGCUCUGCGGCAUCGACGGGCUCGACAUUGCUCUGAAUCUGAGCCGGAACGGCCUCACUGGGCCGAUCCCGGCGAAGAUAUCGGCGCUGAGCAAGCUCUCGGUGCUCGACCUCUCGUACAACGCGCUCGACGGCAGCCUCGCGCCGCUCGCCGGGCUGGACAACCUUGUGACGCUCAACGUGUCGAACAACAACUUCUCCGGGUACCUCCCCGACACGAAGCUCUUCCGGCAGCUCUCGGCGUCCAGCCUCGCCGGCAAUGCCGGGCUCUGCACCAAAGGCGGGGACGUCUGCUUCGUGAGCAUCGACGCCAACGGGCACCCGGUGAUGAACACCGCCGAGGAGGCGCAGCGCGUGCACCGCCUGAAGCUGGCCAUCGCGCUGCUGGUGACCGCGACGGUGGCGAUGGUCCUUGGCAUGAUCGGCAUACUGCGAGCGCGGCGGAUGAGCUUCAGCGGCGGGAAGAGCGGCGGCGGCGGCGGCGGCAGCGACUCGGAGAGCGGCGGCGAGCUGUCGUGGCCGUGGCAGUUCACGCCGUUCCAGAAGCUGAGCUUCUCGGUGGAGCAGGUGGUGAGGAACCUUGUCGACGCCAACAUCAUCGGCAAGGGCUGCUCCGGCGUGGUGUACCGUGUGAGCCUCGACACCGGCGAGGUGAUCGCCGUGAAGAAGCUGUGGCCGGCCAGCACCCACGCGGCGGCGUGCAAGGACGACGGCACGAGCGGCCGCGUCCGGGACUCGUUCUCGGCGGAGGUGCGCACGCUGGGCACCAUCCGGCACAAGAACAUCGUCCGCUUCCUGGGGUGCUGCUGGAACAAGACCACCCGGCUGCUCAUGUACGACUACAUGGCCAACGGCAGCCUCGGCGCGGUGCUCCACGAGCGCCGCGGCGGCGGCGGCGCGCAGCUGGAGUGGGACGUCCGGUACCGCAUCGUGCUCGGCGCCGCGCAGGGGCUCGCGUACCUUCACCACGACUGCGUGCCGCCGAUCGUGCACCGGGACAUCAAGGCCAACAACAUCCUCAUCGGCCUCGACUUCGAGGCCUACAUCGCCGACUUCGGCCUCGCCAAGCUCGUCGAGGACGGCGACUUUGGCCGGUCGUCCAACACCGUCGCCGGCUCCUACGGGUACAUCGCCCCUGAGUACGGGUACAUGAUGAAGAUCACGGAGAAGAGCGACGUGUACAGCUACGGCGUGGUGGUGCUGGAGGUGCUGACGGGGAAGCAGCCGAUCGACCCGACGAUCCCGGACGGCCUGCACGUGGUGGACUGGGUGCGGCGGCGCAGCAGGGACCGCGCCGGCGUGCUGGACCCGGCGCUGCAGGGACGGUCGACCGCCGAGGUGGAGGAGAUGCUGCAGGUGAUGGGCGUGGCGCUGCUGUGCGUGAGCCCGACGCCCGACGACCGGCCGACCAUGAAGGACGUGGCGGCGAUGCUCAAGGAGAUCCGGCUGGAGCGCGAGGACGUGGCCAACGUCGAUGUCCUCCUCAAGGGCGGCUCGUCGCCUCCGUCCCAUCAUGCCGCGGCGGCAGCGACGGCAGCCAAGUUGGCGUCAUCGUCGACGUCGAGCACGCCGCCGUACCGGCAGGGCCCGAGCAACAGCAACAGCUGCAGCAGCAGCAGCUUCUCCGCCAUCUACUCCUCGUCCAACAAGGACAAGUCGCCCUUUGGCUGAAGCUGAACCAGCGCAAAAGCAGGGCCGCAAACUAAACAUCCAGGGAGGUGAUGUGAUGCAGCACCAAGUUGUUCUCAGCAGAUGAAGAAUGUCGAGACUGUUUUGGAGCAAGUUAGUGAUGGUGGUGAGCUUUGUAAAUGAUGAGAGGAUAGGUUGUUUGCAUUUGUUUCUGUUUAUUUUUUGGAGGACAUAGGAUUAGACCUUGGAGCAAAGGCUUUAAUGCCUUUUUUAAUGAGAGCUCAGUGUAUGUUUGUUCGAAUAAAGAUGGAAAUUCGGUUGCAUGCUCA
This is a messenger RNA of Panicum hallii, 4131 nucleotides long. Its product is annotated as receptor-like protein kinase 2. The coding region runs from base 344 to 3844 and encodes 1166 amino acids. The transcript is spliced from 2 exons. Gene Ontology annotation, biological process: protein phosphorylation; hormone-mediated signaling pathway. Gene Ontology annotation, cellular component: plasma membrane. NCBI's taxonomy places the organism in Eukaryota, Viridiplantae, Streptophyta, Magnoliopsida, Poales, Poaceae. The record is from RefSeq and is a predicted model, not a curated record. Gene Ontology annotation, molecular function: protein binding; protein kinase activity; ATP binding.